Messenger RNA from Ornithorhynchus anatinus (platypus), 4525 nucleotides. RefSeq names its product AF4/FMR2 family member 1 (gene AFF1). The record is from RefSeq and is a predicted model, not a curated record. Gene Ontology annotation, cellular component: super elongation complex; nucleus. Bases 285 to 3932 code for a protein of 1215 amino acids. Lineage: Eukaryota; Metazoa; Chordata; Mammalia; Monotremata; Ornithorhynchidae. Gene Ontology annotation, biological process: regulation of gene expression. The transcript has 21 exons.
GGCUGGUCCCCUCCACUCGCCCACUCGCCCUCCCCAGCCCCCAUCGGCCAUGUAGCCCCGAUGCCUCUCCGGACGGCCGACAGCCGACGCCGAGCCGCAGGCUGACUGCAGCAAGUUGGACCAGGGGGCCGGAGGCACGUAGGGGUCGCGGGAGCCGGGGAAAGGACCGGCCGGAGCUAAGGGGGGCCCAGCAGGACCAGCCAGAUGGGGCAAGUUUCGGCCUCGGAGCCGGGGGGUCUGUAGGGACUAAUGGACGGCAGCCUUUGGGCUUUUUAAACUUCACCAUGGCUGCCCAGUCAAGCUUGUACAAUGAAGAUCGAAAUCUGCUGCGCAUUAGAGAGAGGGAGCGGCGUAACCAGGAAGUUCAUCAGGAGACAGAGGCCUUUCCUGAGAAAACCCCCCUCUUUGGAGAGCCCUAUAAGACCAACAAGGGAGAUGAGUUGUCCAGCAAGAUCCAGAAUAUGUUGGGCAAUUACGAAGAGGUGACUGAGCUGAUCAGCACCAAGUCCCACCAGAAUUUCCUGGGUAUCCCUGGAAGCAACGCCGCGCUGCCCCCUCAGGGCAAGCCCAACCGACCCUUCCACUCCGCUCCACCCCCCGUCCCCCAGCCGUUGGGCCCAGCCGCCCCUGCCCCCCUGAGCCUUCACCCCAAGGCCCAGCCCAAGAUGGAACCUGGACCUGGCCCCCAUGCCAAGAGCAUGGGCCCGCCCAGCGGGCAGCCCCAAGGUCCGGGCCGCGGGGCCCAGGCAGGGCACGGCGCCGGCCGCCCCAAGAAGAGCGAGCGGCGACCCGAGGGGGAUGUGGCCAUAGAGCCGCCCGCCCCCGUCUUGGGACUCUCCCCGCUGCUGUCCACCUUGUCUUCCCCGGUGGGGCCCUUGUCCCCUCUACAUUCCAGUCAGCACGUCGGUUCGAGGAUGCCGGUGGGCAGCAAGGGGCUCAGCAAGGGGUUCGGCCCUGCGACGCAAUCCCCCCGAGCCCCCGCCCCGAGCUCCCAUGAGGAGGAGGCGGCCCGGGCCAGUGGGGCCUUAGCCACGGCUCCCCCGCCCCCUCCUUCUCAGACUUUCCCCCCACCACCCCUGCCUUCCAAAACCAGCGCCGUGCAGCAGAAGCCUACCGCCUACGUCCGCCCGAUGGACGGCCAGGAUCAAGCCCCCAGUGAAUCACCCGAACUGAAACCGCGCCCUGAUGACCUGCACGGUCCGCCCUUCGACAAGAUCGCCGACCUGAAGGUUGCGGCCAAAGCCAAGCUCUCCAAACUGAAGAUCCCCUCUGAGCCCAUCGAGCACACUUUCACCAAUGAAGUCCAUUGUGUUGAAGAAAUUUUGAAGGAAAUGACCCAUUCAUGGCCUCCUCCCCUGACAGCCAUCCACACACCAGGCACAGCUGAGCCAUCCAAAUUUCCUUUUCCAACAAAGGAAUCGCAGCACAUUGUAAUUCAGAACCAGAAACAGUAUGAUGCAGCUUCAAAAACCUACUCCAGAUCUCAACAGGGAUCAUCUACGUUAGAAGAUGACCUUCAGCUCAGCGACAGCGAAGACAGUGAUGACGAUCAAGCCCCUGAGAAGCCACCUCCCUCACCUGCUCCUCCAAGCGCCCCACAAUCCCUCCCUGACAGUGUGGCAUCAGCACAUUCCAGCAGUGCAGACUCCGAGAGCACCAGCGACUCAGACAGCUCUUCGGACUCUGAGAGCGAGAGCAGCUCAAGUGACAGCGAAGCCAACGAGCCCCCGGAAGGUCCAGGACCGGAGCCCGAUCCUCCCACAGCAAACAAAUGGCAGCUGGACAAUUGGCUGACCAAAGUGAGCCAGCCAGCAGUGCCGACCAAGAGCCCGGAGAAAGCGGGACCCAGGCACCGGCCCUCCGAAGGGAGGGGCAAGAGCGGAGGUGGGACCGGGGGCCACGAGCGCACUGAACCCCAAGAGCCGCCCCCCAAGGGUCCCUCCAGCAAGGGGCCCAAGCCCCCCACCGAAGGGCACGCCCAGGGCAAGAGCCGGGGUCAGAAGUCCCCCGGGCCGCCGGGCCCGGAGGAGCCCCCGCGGCGGCAGACGGUCGGGACCAAGCAGCCCAAGAAGCCCCUCAAGGCGUCACCCGGGGAGGACUCACGGGGUAGCUUGCUGCGGGUGGAGAGUGAGCCGGGCCCGCAGCCCCGGACCAAAGAGCCGCCCUCCCGCGACAAGCCCCGCGUCAAGACGAAAGGGAGGCCCCGGCCAGGCCACGGGAAGGAGGAGGCCAGAGCCGGCGAUCCGCAAGGACCCAGUGACAGGAAGAAGCACAAGAGCGCUCACCCCACCUCCACCUCCACCUCCACCCCUGCCUCCGCCCCCUCCCGAGUGGGUGUGGACCCUGAGCCGGUCAGGGACAGCGCAGACAAUGGCAGCCUGGAGCGCUGCCCCGUCAGCCCCCUGAAUCAGGGCCGGGAUCGGGCCCAGGACACCGGCCGGACCGGCUCCGGCAGGACUAGUGGCGCAAGGCCGGUGGAGGGGGCCCAGGACCACCCCGUCAAGGACGACAAAUUCCCGUUGCCUUUCAGAGACCCCAAGCUGCUGUCACCCCUCAGGGACACCUCCCUCCCACAGAGCCUCAUGGUCAAAAUCAACCUGGCACUUCUGUCCCGGGUGCCCCGGCCCCCCACCAAGGGGACCCAGCACAAGAGACUGGAGGGUAAGCCGCUCCCGGCGGGGAGAAAGGAGGAGCUGGACAAGAGAAGCACAGAGACCUUGGACAAGGUGGCCAAGAAGCGAAAGGGAGAACCAGAGAGAGACCUUGAUAGCAAGAAAAUCAAACUGGAGAAAGACGCCAAAUUAUUGCCAUCUUCUUCAGCUUCCAAAGAUGCCAGUAAAACAAAGAUAUCCAGGUCAUCCUCCGAGGCCCCAAAGAAAGAACCGCUGGCACCAACCCCUGGGUCCCCCUCCCCCAAACCAGCCAAGACCGGGCACAAACGGCCGAAAGCCGAAGGCAGCGCCAGCAGUCAGGGGCCCCCCAAAAGUACCAGCACCACAAAGAGCAGCCAGAAAGAGUCGUCGUCUUCCUCCAAGCAUAGGAAAACCGAGGGGAAGAAUUCCGGACACUCAACAAGCAACAAAGGAUCUGCAGGGGAUAUUGCAAAUCCUUUUCCAGUGCCUUCUUUGCCAAAUGGUAACUCCAAGCCAGCGAAGCCUCAAGUGAAGUGUGAAAAACAAAGCGAAGCCGAAUUUCACAUGAAAGAGGCCAAAAGGCUGAAGCACAAGGCCGAUUCAAUGUCAGACAAGAUUGGAAAAGCAUUUAAGUACUUGGAUGCGGUCCUGGCCUUCAUCGAGUGUGGAAUCGCUAUGGAGUCUGAAACCCCGACGCCAAAGUCGGGUUACACCAUGUUCACGGAGACCGUAGACUUUGUUAAAUUCAUAAUGUCAUUAAAAACUUUUACAGACUCCUCAACACCUACACAGGAGAAAAUAUUUGCCGUUUUAUGUAUGCGCUGCCAGGCUAUCCUCUACAUGGCAAUGUUUCGUUACAAAAAAGACACUGCAAUAAAGUAUUCUCGUACCCUUAACGAACACUUCAAGAAUUCUUCCAGAGUUGCACAAGCACCUUCUCCGUGUGUUGCCAGAAGCACCGGCACGCCGUCCCCUCACUCCCCCCUGCCUUCUCCUGCCAGCUCGGCGAGCUCCUGCCAGCCGGGGUCGAACGCCAAUGGGGGCGGAGCAGCGGGAACCGUCAGCACCCCCGUCCAGAUCCAGAACAUGACCUCCUCCUACGUCACCAUCACUUCCUAUUUCCUAAACUCAUAUGAACUCUGGGAGCAGGCCGACGCACUGGCAAGGAAGAACAAAGAAUUCUUUGCUGAGCUCAGCACAGCAGCGUGCUCCCUGACCAUGAACAGCAGUUUGACCGAACUGGUCCACUACAUGAAACAGGGUUUACAGUGGCUGAGACUGGCAACAAAAAUGCCAUAACCAGGGCUCAAGGUGACGGGGCCCUGGGGACUUAUUUGCACUUUGGAAGCCUCAGAAACAGUACGGCCAGCGGCAGCAGCGUUGGGACCCCCGCAGGACCCCAAGCUGGGGGAAAGGCGCUGGCCCCACUGGACAUUCUGACCUACUGUGCUCCUCGGUCGGUCCUGUGGUUAGGCUGGAGAGCCGAGAUGAAGGAGGCCUCAGGGUGGAUAUGAUGCCUUUUCUCUACUAAUGGACAGAAGUGCAAUGUGUCCCUUAAAUGGUUGCGCGCAUCAGUGGUCUAUGAACAUUUCCCUCAUUGAAUAACCAGCAGGAUGGCAUAAAAAGAAAUCCCAAGAAGAAGCAAUCCCAGCUCCAGAAGCUGACCGAGAUCAUCUCCCGUAGCCACAGUGGUCCUGCCCAGAGUGGGGUUGGUUUGGGGUGGGUUUUUUAUUUUUUUAUUACUAUUUUGUUUUUAAUUUAUUGUUGUUGUUCUAACCAAAUGAUUUGUGGUGAUGGGUUUGGGAUAUUUUUAUUUUAGCCUGGUUUGGUCCUGGGGAGGGAGGGUUGGAAUGGGGACAGGACUAAAAGCGUCAAACAGCAUUAUGUUGAAA